Messenger RNA from Nycticebus coucang (slow loris), 3763 nucleotides. RefSeq names its product thioredoxin domain containing 16 (gene TXNDC16). Bases 596 to 3052 code for a protein of 818 amino acids. The record is from RefSeq and is a predicted model, not a curated record. Lineage: Eukaryota; Metazoa; Chordata; Mammalia; Primates; Lorisidae. The transcript has 20 exons.
AGGGUGAUUCCGCUGGCCGGGGGUGGCCGCUGCCGGGAGCUCAGGGACCCUGCGCUUUCGCAGGUGGCCGAAGCUGUUCUCGGCUGCCUGGCUAACCCGGCACGGCCCCGCCUUCCGCAUCCUUCUCAGGGGUUCGGCAGCGGGAACGGUCGGCCGUGCGGCCUGGGAGACCGCCGGGUCCCUGCCCGCAGGUGGUGCACGAAAGUCUUCGGCAGGUAGGUGGCGGCGCGGAUCCUGCCUGCCGAAGUGGAGUUCAGACCGAGCGGCUUUUCUCCCGCGAGGGCCGCACCUCCCAGUCCAGGAGUCCAGCACUGCACGCCCGCACGGGCCUUGGGCCCGGAGCGGCCUCGCCCAGAGUCUGUUGACCCGCGUUUUGCAUUCGUCGCUUCGUGAGCGCGGGAAGCACGUGAACCCUUUUCAAGGCGAGGGCAAGGAUGGAGGCGAUGGGUUUCACUUCAUUGAUUCAUUUUACAAAUUCAUUCAGCAGAACUUUGGUGAAUACCUACUCUGUGCCAAGUAUCCUCAUGGGCAGCAGAACACAGCAGUGAACAGAGAAGACCAAACGCCUGCUGGCUUGAGUGUGCUGUGGCCAGUGAUGUCUUCCAGCUGCAGUGUGUUUGGAGCUGGGAUUUGUUUUGUCAUAACAUGCAUUUUUUGCAAGUCAACAGCAAACUCUCUACCAGAACUAAGUCCUCAGAAAUAUUUCAGUACAUUGAAACCGGGAAAAGCCUCUUUAGCUUAUUUUUGUCAAGCUGGUUCUCCAAGUACAUCUGUAUUUCUUGAAGAACUGAAAGAGGCUGUUAAACCUCUCCAGGACUAUGGAAUUUCAGUUGCAAAGGUUAAUUGUGUCAAAGAAGAAACUUCAAGUUACUGUGGAAAAGAAAAGGAUUUGAUGAAAGCGUAUUUAUUCAGAGGCAACAUAUUGCUCAGAGAGUUUCCCACUGACACCUUGUUUGAUGUGAAUGCCAUCGUCGCUCAUGUUCUCUUUUCUCUUCUGUUUAAUGAAGUGAAAUAUGUUACUACCCCAGAAGACCUGCAGAAUGUAGAAAAUGCUCUGAAAGGAAAAGAAAAUAUUAUAUUCUCAUAUGUAAGAGCCAUCGGAAUACCAGAGCACAGAGCAGUCAUGGAAGCUGCUUUUGUGUAUGGGACCAUGUACCGAUUUGUCUUAACCACAGAAAUUGCUGUUUUGGAAAGCAUCGGCUCUGAGGAUAUAGAAUAUGCACAUGUCUACUUUUUCCAUUGUAAACUAGUCUCGGACUUGACCCAGCAAUGUAGAAGAACCCUAAUGGAACAACCGCUGACCACCCUGAACAUUCACCUGUUCAUUAAGACAAUGGAAGCACCUCUGUUGACUGAAGUUACUGAAGAUCCUCAGCGAGUUUCAACGGUUCAUCUCCAGCUGGGGUUACCGCUGGUUUUUAUUGUUGGACAGCAAGCUACCUAUGAAGCAGACAGAACAACUGCAGAAGUGGUUGCGCGGCGUCUUCUGGGAAAAGCAGGAGUUCUCCUCUUGUUAAGGGAUUCUUUGGAAGUGAACAUUCCUCAGCAUGCUAAUGUGGUCUUCAAAAGAGCAGACAAGGGAGUGCCUUUGGAAUUUUUGGUGGUACAUGAUGUUGAGUUAAUAGUAUCCCAUGUGGAAAAUACUACACAUGUUGAAGAAAUACAAGAAGAUGAAAACGAUGAUGCAGAGGAGCCAGACGUAGAUAUUCAAGAUGAUGAGGUGGCAGAAACUGUUUACAGAGAUAGGAAGAGAAAAUUACCUUUGCAGCUGACAGUGGAACUGACGGAAGAGACCUUUAACGCGACAGUGCUGGCUGCUGACAGCAUGGUGCUCUUCUACGCCAGCUGGCAAGCAGUCUCCAUGGCAUUUCUGCAGUCCUAUGUCGACGUGGCAGCUAAACUGGAAGGCACACCCACUGUGCUGCUUGCAAGAAUAAACUGUGCAGAUUGGUCUGAUGUAUGUACUAAGCAGAAUGUUACUGAAUUUCCUGUUGUGAAGCUGUACAAGGAAGGCAGGAACCCAGUGUCUUACGCUGGCAUGUUAGGAACGGAAGCGCUCCUGAAAUUUAUCCAGCUCAACAGGAUUUCCUGUCCAGUGGCCAUAACGUCAGUCCAAGAAGCAGAAGAAUAUUUAAGUGGAGAGUUACACGGAGACCUUACCUCCUCUGCCAGCGUGGCAGUGCUGGGCCUGUUCAGUCCAGUCAUGACAACAGCAAAAGAAUAUUUCAGUGAAGCUGGAAAGUACCUGCAAGGAUAUGUUAUCACUGGAAUUUAUUCUAAAGAAGAUGUUUUGAUACUGUCAAAUAAAUAUGCUGCAACUCUUCCAGCCCUGCUGAUUGCCAGACACAAAGAAGGCAGGAUAGAAAGCAUCUCACUAGCUGGUAGCCGCACACAGGACCUGGUUCAGAUAGUGACAGACGCGCUGCUGGAGAUGUUUCCAGAAAUCACUGUGGACAAUCUUCCCACUUACUUAAGACUUAAGAAACCAUUACUGAUUUUGUUCAGUGAUGGGAGUAUAAGUCCUCAGCAUGAAAAAACAAUAUUGACACUGGCAAAGCAGAAACACUUGAAUACACUUACUCCUUGUUGGUUAAAUCUAAAGAAUACUCCUGUGGGGAGAGGAAUCUUACAGGCAUACUUUGACCCUGUGCCUCCCCUUCCUGUUCUCGUUUUGGUGAAUCUGCAUGCAGGUGGCCAAGUGUUUGCAUUUCCUUCAGGCCAGACUAUAACUGAGCAAAACCUUACAUUGUGGCUUAAGAAAUUAGAAGCAGGACUAGAAAACCACAUCACAAUUUUACCUGCUCAAGAAUGGAGACCUCCUCUUCCUGCUUAUGAUUUUCUAAACAUGAUGGAUGCUGCCUCUCCACAUCCCACCAGGAAAGUUCCCGAGUGUACAAAAGAAACAGAUGUGCAGCAGAAUGAUAAGGAACAACAUGAAGAUGACUCAGCAGCUAGGAAAGAACCCGCUGAGAUGUUGAGAAUAAAGCAUUGGAAUCGAAACAAUUGGUUUAAAGUAGCUGAAAAAUCAUUGAGGCAGGAUCAAGAGUUGUGACACCACAACUGGCUGGCUGCACAGGGCUGUGCUUUUCUUUCCAAGGUCUUUUUGACUUGAUGGACUUAGGAAUUUAUUUCAUUAAAGAAUAAUAAAUCAUUUCAAGUUUCUAGACCGAUGCUAUCCAACAGAAUUAUAAGGCAAGUGACAUAGUCAUUUCAAAUUCUCUAGUCGCUACAUGAAACAAAGUAAAAAUGGGCAGGUGAAGUUAAUUUUAAUGUUAUAUGUCCCCCAGUAAGUAUGCCCCAAAUAGCCCAAUUGAUAUAAAAAUCGCUGAGAUCUUUUGCAUUCUUUUUUCAUACCAACUCUUCAAAAUGCAGCACCCUUCACACGGGCUGCCCUCCUCAAGUUGGACGGCCAGGUCUCAGGUGCUUAGCAUCAUGUGUGACCUGUGAUUACUAUACCGGACAGCUCAGUACUAGACAGAAACUUCUGUAACUUGUUUAGUUCUAACCAUGAUAUGAUUUUGAUUAAAAUAAAAAUGUACCUCUAGUUUAAUCACAGUGGACUCCUCAGUGGAGUUAUACAGCUGGCAGUUACAUUUGUUUAUUGUAGCCAUGAUGUUAAAGCCAGUGCUUCUCAAAUGGGGCGAUUGCCCCCCGACCCCAGGGAUACUGGCAAUGUCAGGAGACGUUUUUGAUAUCGUGACUAACAGGACCACUAGCAUCUGAGAGGUAGAGGCCAGGGACGCUGCUACAUACCACACCCUGG